GAAAACGUGGACAGGAGGCGAUUUCUUAAAUAACUGUAACAAAAACUGGACUUCAUAGAUUUGACAUUGUCCAAGACUCAGCGAAAGACUCCAACUGUCAUUCAUAAGCAUUAUCAAAUCCAUCGGAUUCGACAGUUUUACAUGCGAAAAGUCAAAUAUACUCAACAGAAUUACCAUGAUAGACUCACUCAGAUCUUAACAGAUUUCCCCAAAUUAGACGAUAUUCAUCCUUUUUACGCAGAUCUGAUGAAUGUUCUCUAUGACAAAGAUCACUACAAGCUGGCUUUAGGACAGAUUAAUAUUGCCAAAAAUCUGAUUGACAACGUUGCUAAAGACUAUGUGAGGCUGAUGAAAUAUGGUGAUUCUCUUUACCGCUGCAAACAGCUGAAACGUGCUGCUCUGGGACGAAUGUGCACAAUUAUCAAAAGGCAGAAACAAAGCUUGGAAUACUUGGAGCAAGUGCGACAACAUUUGUCUCGUUUGCCAACCAUCGAUCCAAAUACACGAACUCUUCUGUUGUGUGGCUAUCCAAAUGUUGGAAAAUCUAGCUUUAUAAAUAAGGUUACAAGAGCAGAUGUAGAAGUGCAGCCUUAUGCCUUUACCACAAAAUCUCUCUUUGUGGGACACAUGGAUUAUAAAUAUCUACGUUGGCAGGUGGUAGAUACUCCUGGUAUUUUGGAUCAUCCUUUGGAAGAGAGGAACACCAUUGAGAUGCAGGCUAUAACUGCACUUGCACAUCUUCGUGCUGCUGUGCUUUAUGUAAUGGAUGUGUCUGAACAGUGUGGGCAUAGCCUGGAGGAGCAAGUGGAACUCUUCAGAAAUAUUAAACCGUUGUUCGCUAACAAGCCACUGAUAAUUGUUGCAAACAAGUGUGAUGUGAAGAGGAUUGCAGAACUUCCUGAAGAGAGUCAGAAAAUAUUUGAAAGUUUUCAAGCAGAAGGAUUUUCUGUAGUAGAGACAAGUACUUUAACAGAAGAAGGUGUAAUCCAAGUUAAAACAGAAGCCUGUGACAGACUGUUGGCCCAUCGUGUUGAUACUAAAAUGAAAGGAAAUAAAGUGAAUGAAGUGUUGAAUAGAUUACACUUGGCCAUACCAACUAAAAGAGAUAACAAGGAACGGCUGCCUUUUAUACCUGAGGGAGCAAUAGCACGUAAGAAACGAAUGGAAGUAGACGCACCCAGGAAGAAACUGGAGAGAGAUCUUGAACUUGAAAUGGGAGAUGAUUAUGUUUUGGAUCUCCAGAAAUACUGGGACUUGAUGAAUUCAUCUGAAAAAUAUGAUAAGAUACCAGAGAUAUGGGAAGGUCAUAAUAUACUUGACUAUAUUGAUCCGGAUAUCAUGAGGAAACUAGAAGAAUUAGAAAAAGAGGAAGAACUGAGAGAAGCUGCUGGAGAAUAUGACAGUGAACCAGAAAGUGAAGAUGAAGAAAUGAUGGAAAUCCGACAUCUGGCACAACAGAUCCGAGAAAAAAAGAAACUGAAAAUCCUUCAGUCGAAGGAGAAAGAUACACGGGGUCCGAGGAUGCCUCGAACGGCUAAGAAGGUCCAGCGGAAGGUGCUAGAGAAAGAAAUGACUGAUCUUGGACUGGACAUGACUAAUAAAGAUGAUGCACAUUACGCAAGAAGGUCCCGUAGCGUCACAAGGAAACGUAAACGCGACGAAUCUGAAACCCCUAAAUCUGUGGCACGCAGUCGCAGUUCGUCUCGCCCACCGCGUGAUGUCUCUGGUCUUCGUGAUGCUAAGAUGGUGAAGAAGGUUAAGACUAUGGCAAAGAACGCUCAAAAGAAAAUGAAUCGCCUGGGCAGGAAAGGAGAGGCGGACAGACAUGUAUUUGAUUCUAAGCCAAAACAUCUGCUGGCUGGAAAGAGAAAAUCUGGUAAAACUCAAAGAAGAUGAGCCUUCUGAAUUAAAACAUAAGUUUAUUAAAACUAAUUUCUGGUCCUGUUUUCCUUUUUAGUGAAAGCGGAGUAUUAAAAAAGUAUACAUUGGUAUUGAGGGUUAAGAUAUUUGAAGCUCAGAGAGGAACAAUUGUAGCGUCUUGCUCUUGCAGUUCUGUGGGGGUUAUAGCACAAGAAACUUCUGUCAAAACCAGUGGCACAACAACUUGUAAACAGACAUCAGAAAUGCCACUUGAUUUUCUUAGUCAUGUCCUUCUUGUAGCAAUAUUAAGUAUUUAAAAUUUCAUGUAAAACUAGAUUUAAAAUGAGGUUAAAUCUAGAAAUGUAGAAAUGUAAAGUGGCUGGAGGUAAAAAUCCGAAGAGAACUAAAAAUGCACCCUUAAGAAACUGAACCAGUGAGGCUUGGCUUUCUGUACUUUGUCUGCGCUUGAGUUAAUUCUUUGAUGUGUAAAAGAGGUGAGUUCAUGUUGCACUUUUCUGGGGGAAGGGUGGCUGAGAAUACUGACCUUUUUCACUGUUUUCACACUUCUAAUGAAAGUGAUACCCUUACCUUGAUCACAGUCUUUCCAGAGGAAGGAAUGGGAGACUGACAAGCACUGUACAAAGUUAGUGUUUGUGCACUGAAGUAGUUUUGAACGAAUAGGAAAAAUAUUUGCCUGUUUACUAAGCUAAAUAAUCCCUGAAGCUGGAGGAGUAGUUGCUGUUUCAAUACUGAGCUGUAAUCACGCCUGUAAUAACAUGGGCAGGUAAAGUUACAACCGGGAUUUUUACAUAUUUGAAAUAAAUAUGUAAGAGAGUCAAAACUUUCCCUUAAGUUCAUGUCAAUUAUGCUACUGUCAUUCCCAGUUUAGGAAUACAUUUUUUCUUUAGAGGCUGAUGUACUAAAAGUUGUGUAUCUGUUCAAGACAAAAUAUAUUCUGUCAAAUAUUCUGAGAAUAUUAUAUAUUCUGUCAAAUAUAUUCUGUCUCUAGUUAAAAACAAGGUAGGAAAUAUCUAGAGGCUAGUAAAAUUAUGCAUUAUAAAUGUAGUGCACGAACAAAGCAAUUAUAAAACACAGUUUUUAAGAUUAAACUGAAGUCCAAUAAAAUGCACAUGUAAAAUAGUACCAAAGCGGCAAGGCAGGGGGAUCCUUAAUCUUUUUUUUUUUUUUUCCCCAACUACCUCUUUCAAAUACAAAAGGAGAACAGGGCUGUUCAGCUGCCAACUUAUAUAAUGGAACAUUAUGUAUAAUUCUGAUUUCUUUCCCCUUCUAGUAAAGCAGGAAGCUUUGUAUUAGAAAACAUUCUCAAAUUCUGUAAAGAUUAAUGUCAAAAACUUCUUUAAAAGUUGUGAUGUUUUGCUUAAAAAAAAAAAAAAACCUGGUAGCAAAACUUUGCUUACAGCUUCUUUAUACAUGUUCUUUCUAUUUCAGGGUGUGCUUUGUCAGCUUUUGUUCCAAGCUGGCCAUUUGAACUAGAUAAGUAGAACUUUGUUAAAACAAAGUUAUGCCCUGCUACCCACCCCCAAUCACAUUGCUUUAGUGAUGUUUAAUAGGCAGUUUGUUCUUUAUAGUCUAGUAACUCCAGAGGUUACUCUUCACAUAGCUGUAAGUCUGGGGGAAAAAAAAACAAAAACAACAACAAAAGAAAAUCCCCCACAGUCCAAGGUUUUAGGUUAAGUAUUUUAAUCCUUAGUCUUAUCCUUAAAAUCACAUUUCUUUAAAAAGUACUUUAAUACAUUACUUGGGUCAUGUAGCUGAUUGCACUGAAUUCAACAGAGCUGUUACUUUACUAUUCCCCCCUCCCACCAUUAUUUGCUUUUAAGAGAACACAUCAGUUAGGGUCAAGUUGUUGUGUAUUGACCUGAAAACUUUAAACGCUGAACCAGAAGAGAUACAUAAUAGCUUCAAUGCUGCAGUCAUAACUGUUGCAACAGCCGAGAUGAGGAAGAGAAAAAUGGUUAAGCUUUUGAAAAAAAUCUACCUUUACUUUGUAACCAGGCACAGACUAGUUACAGCCAUGUUUCACAUCCAGGGAGAACUGAUAAACAACAUCCUAUUUUAUUAGGAAAACUGUGGUAGAGAUUAACCUCAAAAAAAAACUAGUUUUUUUGAAUGGUCUGCUAUCAGAAGACAUCACAAUUAAGGUUUUCAGGGACAAAAAACCUGUACUUAAAUUCAAACUGUGAUACCCUUGAUCAUUCACUGUCUUAUUAAAAAAAGAAAACAAAACACAACCCUACUCUGCUAACCAGUAACUGAUUGCAAGAUCAAAAAAGAGUAGCUCUGACACUCAAGUAGAAUUUCUCAGUGACUAAAAUUUAAGACAUAGUGUAAACCCAUAAACUUUCAAGCUUAAAUUUUGGAGUUUUAACAACUACUUAAAUAGCAGGCUUGAGUUUUCAGGGACUUCAAAAAGGGUCUCAUAGCAGAUACUGAAAGAAAAAAAGCUUGCAUCAGAAUGCCUUUGUUUUCUGGAAGUUGGAGAAGUGCCAUCUAAAGCAUACCCCUCCUCCAAAGGAGGGGUCAACUUAUGUUAGGUAUCUAGCAUUCACGUUUGGUAUAACUGACCAUUUCUUUUCAAUUAGAGAUGUCCAGAAAACUAGUCAGUAUUUAGUUACUACUUAACCAGAAAGGGGGAGGGGUGGAAGCGUUUAUUAUCUGAAGCUAUGACAGACCUUUUUUACGAUGCACCAUUGCAAAAGAUACUAAAAGUUUCAGAUACA
Messenger RNA from Struthio camelus australis, 4601 nucleotides. The record is from RefSeq and is a predicted model, not a curated record. Lineage: Eukaryota; Metazoa; Chordata; Aves; Struthioniformes; Struthionidae.